CGCGCUCCCGGCCGUGCGGAGGCCGGUGGUCGGUGCCCCGGGGGGGUGGGGGGGGUGGGCGGGCGGGGGAGGCCCGGCCUCGGCGCCACCAUGACUCUGGAGUCCAUGAUGGCCUGUUGCCUGAGCGACGAGGUGAAGGAGUCGAAGCGCAUCAACGCCGAGAUCGAGAAGCAGUUGCGGAGGGACAAGCGCGACGCCCGCCGCGAGCUGAAGCUGCUGCUGCUGGGCACUGGGGAGAGUGGAAAGAGCACGUUCAUUAAGCAGAUGCGUAUCAUUCAUGGCUCAGGCUACUCUGAAGAGGACAAAAAAGGCUUCACCAAGCUGGUGUACCAGAACAUCUUCACUGCCAUGCAGUCUAUGAUCAGGGCCAUGGAAACCCUGAAGAUUCUGUACAAAUAUGAACAGAACAAGGCCAAUGCAGUGCUGAUCCGGGAAGUGGAUGUAGAAAAGGUCAUGACAUUUGAGCAGCCCUAUGUAAGUGCAAUUAAAACAUUGUGGAAUGACCCUGGAAUCCAAGAGUGUUAUGACAGGAGAAGAGAAUAUCAGCUUUCUGACUCAGCUAAAUACUAUCUCAGCGAUGUGGAUCGUAUCGCUACCCCAGGAUAUCUACCAACUCAGCAAGAUGUGCUACGGGUUCGAGUUCCUACAACUGGGAUCAUAGAGUACCCCUUUGACCUAGAGAAUAUUAUCUUCAGAAUGGUGGAUGUUGGAGGGCAAAGAUCGGAACGAAGGAAGUGGAUCCAUUGCUUUGAAAAUGUGACUUCCAUCAUGUUUUUAGUAGCACUUAGUGAAUAUGACCAAGUUCUGGUGGAAUCUGAUAACGAGAACCGGAUGGAAGAGAGCAAAGCCCUCUUUCGAACCAUUAUCACUUACCCAUGGUUCCAAAACUCUUCUGUUAUCCUCUUUCUCAACAAGAAAGAUCUGUUGGAAGACAAGAUCCUUUAUUCCCACCUUGUCGACUAUUUCCCGGAGUUUGAUGGCCCGCAGAGGGAUGCGCAGGCAGCCCGGGAGUUCAUUCUCAAGAUGUUUGUGGAUUUAAAUCCCGACAGCGAUAAAAUCAUCUAUUCCCACUUCACAUGUGCCACAGACACGGAAAACAUCCGUUUCGUCUUCGCAGCUGUCAAGGACACCAUCCUACAGCUCAACCUGAAGGAAUACAACCUGGUUUGACCCCGCUCUGCUCUCAGCCCCGUCGAGAGGCUUCGUUGGGAAGAAAAGACAAAACAAGAAAGUUUCCAGACAACAGGAAAACCACAAAAGUUUUAAUUCCUUUUUUUUUUUUAAUUUGUUUUAUUUUUUUUUCCUUUUUUUUUGGGUUUUUUUUUUGAUGAUGUAAUGAUUGCAAAUUGUCUGACCUGUGGAGUGGCACGUGCUCAGUGUUACCCUGGAGUCUCAUGUCUCUGUCCACAGAGUAGCUGAUUUCCUAUUUUAACAAGAUCGCUUUUCUUUCACAAGUUAACGGGGAUAUGCCUCAUCUCUUCAGCACCUUGCUUACUUCUUACGUUCUGCCAACUUAAAGCAGCCUCAUCUUGAGCUUUCCUUCGUUGCUUCGCCACUUUUUGCCUCCCCCUGCCCCUUUCCUCCCCCCCCCGUUUUCAUUCCCAUGGUAUAUAUAUAAAUAUAUAUAUAAAAACAACCCCCAACUUUCCAGCUGAGAUUGUGCAUUCACUGGACUGUGGGAGUGCAGAAUGCUACUGGGCCCUUUGCCUUGUGCUAUGGGUGCCUCUGGUGUCAGUUGUUAACCCUGCUUGCUUCUUGCCCUUCCCUUUCCCUUCCCCAGGACACGCUCCAUGGUUCACUGUGAUGAAACGUUGGGGAGGAGCAAUUGCUCUCCAACCAUUGUGCAAAAAAGAAACCCCACACAAGAAAAAGGCCAACCACAACCACCACCACCACCACCACCAAAAGCCAUCACUUUGCCAUUCUUGAUAUGUUCUAGUUUUGAGUUAUUUUGUUUCUUUAUCAAUGAUAAAAGGUAUGGAGACUGUGAUUAUUAUUUUUUUUUUAAAUUAUUGAUGUUCUAUACAUAGUUUGCUACGUGUUGCUGUAUUUUGUUCAUGGACUACAAAUGAUGGAAGCUCUUGGAGCAAUAGCUGCUGAGCCUGGGGAAGUGCCUGACUGUAAUUGUUCUUUCGUUUUCUCUGUUUUCUUUAGGUUUGAAUUUUAGGUUUGCUUUUCCUUUUGGUUUCUCACACACAUCCCCACAUCCUCCCCCUCCCCACACACCACAAGGGCUCCAUUUGCAGAGGGCAGACUUAGGUCUUGGCGAGUAGACAGCGGUGGUGUGUGACAUGGAGCGGCUUCUGCGGGCAGCGCAGCCCCAAAGCGCGCCGAGGAGUUGUGGCAUUCCAGCAUCACGCUUGGAUGGGAAAUCUCUCUAGUCUCGUGCCACCCUUGAGUUCUUUUCUUGCUGCUAGUAGCAAACAAGCCUUGAUUAUUGUUCUGUGCCAGUGUGUUCAAUUGACUGUGUAAGAAUUCCUUGGUCCUGUCCAGCUCGUAGGUUCAUAGGAAGGACCAGAGUUGGUUCGUGACCAACUUUGGGAUGGAGGGAGGAUUCUUACUUGAAAAGCUUGAGGAUGGAGGAGGAGGAGCAGUUCUCCCUCUCCUCUUUAUGCAUUCCCCAUAGGCACAUGCUGCUGGGUUUCUCUUGAGAGGAGUAGGGAUCCUCGUUGGAAGACUUGCACACAACCUUGCUCCAGGGGGAUGUGUGCUGUGUCGUGGCGCGGUGGGAGCAGGGAGCUCUGCUGUGCUGGUAGCAGGAGAGCAGAGAGCAGGCUUUGCUGGUGCAGGGUGGAAGGUAGAGCAGCAGCAGUUGUGGAUUCUAGAUGCCAAAUGGAACUCCACUGAGCGGAUUGAUGUGAAGCCUUUGCACAUCGCAGAGCUGAGGCAAGUGAACGGAUGUGCUGCCGAGCUGCUGCCAGCCUGGAAAGUAACUGCAGUGGCAAGGAGCAGGGAUAGGAAGCAGGGAAACCUGCCCCACCGCUGGCUAUGUGUUGUUUAGCAUCAUCAAUGCUUCUCUUUCAAUUCCAACCAGUAGCAUCGGGUCCAAAUUCUCUGGCUCAAGCAGGUUGCCCCCGUGAAGGCCUGAAGGUGAAGACAUGAGCUGCACUGUUGAAGGGGGCUGUUGAUAUUUUGUCUCUUUUGUAGACAGAGCACUACAUCAGUGUUUUGCACAUGUAAGAGUCAAUCUUAACUGUCUGAGAUGCUUUGAUCCAGAACACUACAGUAGGGAGGGACAGCGUUGUUGUUUCUAGGUCCCUCUUGUGAGGGAAGCCUCUGAUGUCUCAGAGCACUACAGGAGAAAGGAAGCUCUGCUCAGAGCCAUGAGAGAGCUCGAGGUGGAGCAGUAGCCAUGGGACCAACAGUUGAAGAGCCAGUGUGGCUGAGCAGUGAUGCUGGGGGGAAGCGCAGCAUCUCUUUAGAGUAGCCACGCUCUGGCCUGCAUGGAACACUUGGGAGGAAGGAGAGGGAUUCCCAUGUGUCAGACAGCUUUGCAUCAAUUUUACUGCUUGGUUUUCUUUUUUGUCUUUAUGCCAAAACGAUCCAUUUUGUAGAAACUGUCCUAUAAAGAGGAAUUUAUAAUCAUCCGGGUGUAUUCGAAGCGCUGCUCAGCCCAAGCAGAUGGCAGCAGCAGCCUCUUCUGUGAUCCUCUUGGAGAUGGUUCACACUACAGCUAUUGCCAGCCCAAAGCUGGCGCUGAGAGACACAGGUUCUUGGGAAUAACUUCCCAGAAGUUCUUUCCCAAGGUGAAUGAUGGUGGUACUGCCACUUGAAUCAGAAACUCCUUGGGUUUGUAUCCUCCCCUUCUUGAAGUGCUGCUGCCCUGGCACAGGAGGAGGGAGUUUGGCUUCUGUCUCUUGCAGAAGGACUCUGUUGUGUGGGAGCUGUUGAGGCUGUGGGCACGAGGAGUUAGGGAGGGGUGAGUACCUUGCUGAGCAACUCCUUGGUGUAGCUGUUGGCCUGGUGACUGACUUGGCAUGGUGGUUACUGCAGAGGGAAGGGGAGAACGUUCCGCGAUGGCUCUUAGGAGUUCUGAACCCUCCUUUGGAAUGAGGCAGGGAAUGGGUCAGCCUCAUGUGUGUGUGAUCCAGAGUUGGCCAUGGGCUGUGUUCCAUGUGAGGACAUCCCACUUUUGGCUUGUCUGAGCACGAGGGAGCUCGUGUGCCUCUGGCUUGGCCAGCGCCGCGUUGGUACCGCGCUGGUUCGCAUCUCUCUUGGCUGGUCCUUUGGCAAAGGCCUGCCCUAGUAAAAGUGCCAAGCCCGAAACCAAAUUUGCCUCUUUUCCCCCUUUUUCCAUAAGCGAGGCCAGUUGGAAUGUUCCACAGGUUGAGACCUUCAGGAAAGAGGUGGAAUUGGGUUCUUUGGGGGGAUAACCUCGCAUCUUGAGCCCGCGGAUAUGGUCUCUGGGCCAACCUCUGCUCUUUGCUCUGCUGAAGAAACCAACUUUGAAACGUGAGGUGAGGAGCAUCCCGCUUUUCCUUCUGCCAUUCCAGAUGGAUUGGAGCAACAGCCCCUUCCCGCUUCAGCGUGUCACAUAGCUCCUUGCCCUUCUCCCAUCUCACGGAGGUGGAUUCCUUGGUUUCUUGUUGCUUCCUCGCAGUUGUCGGCCUUGCCUUCCACUCUGGGUUUUCUUCAUGUGUUUUCUUGGUUUUUAAAAAAGAAAAAGGAAAAAAAAAAAGAGAAAAAAUGUAAAAAAGUAAAAAAAAAAAAGGUUAAAACCCCCACUUCUAUAUAUAUAUAAAAAUAUAUCUAGAGUACUUGCCGAGUGUGCUGCCCGUUGUGUCGUUCUGUACAGAGCCCAGGUCGUGAGAGUCCAGCCGAGAUCCAGUGUGUUCUGCAGCACCCAGUUAUUGAAGAGUAUGGUUCGUGCCAAUGCCCCUUCUUUAGUAGUGCCAGAGACUCUUGCCAAGUGCCAAUGUGGUGGAACUUCUUCGGUUAGACUUGUACCUUCUCAUUGCAGACCAUUUCACCAUUAGCCUCUUGAAAAGGAGCCUCUCUCCGACGCUGUUUUUAAACCUUGUCCUUUGCAGUGCAUGUAUUGUUGUGCGUGUUGGGGUGGGAGGGAGGGCAGAGGGGAGGGGAAAGGAGUUGCUGAAUAAGAUACCCACUGUCCGGAUCUGUUCAGGCUCCAAAGUGUCUCAUUCCAGUCCAGGAGUGGGUUUGUUUCUUGCAAUGAUCCCAUUCCGACUGCUGGGCAACAACCCCCUUAGGGCAGAAAUCUCGGAUGGAAAAACAAACAAAAAACCACCAUGGAUUUUCAUAUCUUUCUCCUGAAAUAAAAUUCUCUGUUUGAAAUUGGAAUAAAUUUUGUUCCUAAAAGC
Neopsephotus bourkii (Bourke's parrot) is the source of this 5321-nucleotide messenger RNA. It is a transcript of the gene GNA11, whose product is annotated as G protein subunit alpha 11. The coding region runs from base 91 to 1170 and encodes 359 amino acids. Lineage: Eukaryota; Metazoa; Chordata; Aves; Psittaciformes; Psittacidae. The record is from RefSeq and is a predicted model, not a curated record. Gene Ontology annotation, cellular component: heterotrimeric G-protein complex. The transcript is spliced from 7 exons. Gene Ontology annotation, molecular function: guanyl nucleotide binding; GTPase activity; G protein-coupled receptor binding. Gene Ontology annotation, biological process: action potential; phospholipase C-activating dopamine receptor signaling pathway; adenylate cyclase-modulating G protein-coupled receptor signaling pathway.